Molecule: messenger RNA, 2265 nt
Organism: Ectocarpus sp. CCAP 1310/34
Lineage: Eukaryota; Phaeophyceae; Ectocarpales; Ectocarpaceae
Source: the annotation of a GenBank genome assembly
GCUGACCGACUGCUUCACUAUGGCUCGAUGGAAAGGAAGGAGCGUUAUUUCAGAAUCUCUUGUCUCCCUUCUAUUGUUCUGCAGCAUCGUCGUGACAAAAGCUUUCCUCUGCCGUCCUGCCGGAUGGAGCCAGUUGCAUGUGCAGGCUUCAAGGUACCAUGGGGUCGGUGGAAAAGGAUCGCCCGCGAGUAGCCGAAAUCGUGAGCGACAUCGCAAGACAAUCGAAGCGACUCGGUUGCGGGCAUCGGCGGCGGCGUCGCCUGCGGGGGAGCCACAACAGCAACGCGCGGAGACGUCUCUCGGCAUGCUGGAUGCGGCGAUUGUCAUUCCCCUAGCAUCAACGGAAGAACAAGACGGUAGCAGUAGUGACAAAGGCAGCGGCGGCGGCAAUGAGUUUUCUAUCCCUGCGCCCAACGAGCACCGGGAGAUGAAGGACGUCGGCGAGGGUGGCGUAGGAGGGGUGAAAGGGAGACAGAAGCUAAGGUCACUUUGCGGUGUUUUCCGCCGUGCUUCUUCCAAGGCCUUGUCGUACUUGACCAUCAUGACCACGUGGAUCAUCUUCCGCUUCUUGCUCAAGGGACUCAAUAAGGUGGAGUGCCACAACAGGCAGGAGUUGCUGGAUGCCGUGCUCGACCGGGGGGACAGGGGACUGCUGACAGUGAGCAAUCACAUGUGCGUGUACGACGACCCUGGGCUGUGGUCGGCUCUCGUACCAUUCUGGAGGACGGGGAGGAAAAGAAUGCGGUGGGCGCUGUGCACGGACGACAUCUACUACGCUCACCCUGUCCUCAAGAACAUCUUCGACGCCGGAAGGACUUUACCCAUCAAGCGUAACCGGGGGAUGGAACAGCCGCUUUUCAAGGCGUUCUUCCAAAAGCUGGAGGGAGGGGAAUGGGGACACAUCUUUGCCGAAGGAGCAAUACGCCAGCCCUGGAGGUUCAGCAGGGGCGAACCUAUCCUGGGGGACUUUAAGGCUGGGAUAGGCCGGCUUCUGCUAAGGAGCAAGGACCCGCCGCUGGUUCUCCCCAUGUACCACAUCGGCAUGCACCAGAUCGCAUCGGAGGCGCCCACCCACAAGCGCGGCCGGGGGAAGCUGUUGAAGAUCAUGCCCAACUUUGGGAGAACGGUUCGAGUUUACGUCGGAGAACCCAUUGACGUCGCCCCAAUCAUCGAGAAAUGCCGGGAACGGAUCGGCGAUGUGCGGAACCUUCCAUGGACCAAGCGAUCGAGCAUGGAGGAGGUCGCAUGCCACCGAGAGAUCGCGGCCUACAUCAGGGAGCACGUGCUCAAGCUAGAGGCGGUGGCCAGGAAGGACUACUACGGAGACGACCCGGACGCGUCUCCGUACGCACUGAAGUAGAACCGCGUUCCCUUUCGGGUUGGUUGCGAAGGAGCAAAGGGGGGGCUUUGGUACUGGUUCCCUUGUCCCGCCGAUUUGUGGGGGGAAGUUUCCGACUUUUCGCUGCCAGUCGGUUUUUGGAGACGAUGGAGCCAGAGGCUGUGCACUCACGAUUUGCGCUGCUUUUUUUUUAUGUGAUUUUACUGUGUUUUCUAGUUGCUUUUUGCACGCUUGUGGACAUGUAUACUGACAGCGUCUCAUGUACGUAGCUUACAUAGGCCUCGCAUGAGGGAUUGUUGUAGAAGAAAUUCCAAUAGAUCUCUGGUACUGACGAUCGUAUAGAGCUUGUUGGGUGCCAGUGUAUAGAUCAUGUACAGAUUUCCACUUGCUAAAGGGUGGAACAUGAUGACGUCCAUCGCAGGGAGAGUAGGACGUUUUCCUGAAGGUGCGGAGCUUCUCGUGCACUUGGUGUGCAGGUGGCCACAACCGCGAGUUUGGCAUGUACCCACUAAGAACUCGCGUACCACCUAUGUACGCCUCGUGUAGGUAUCUACUUGUUCGCAAACGUGAUUUUUUCUUGUACUAAGUAAUAUAAAGAGCAAGUUGUAAGGAAAGAAAAUGUUGGCUCGUAUCUCAUGGUAGAGUUUAUCACAUACCACUUCAUAGAAUUUAGAUACUUUGGUAUUAUUUCUGUCGGUUAGGAUGAGACGCUGUCAGUGAGUGUACCAGUGAUCCAUCGUUUUUUUUGUCUGCAUCGCCGCCCCUAUACCCUUGACGCCGGUUGCGACAAGCUUUCCUGCUGGUGUUGUCAGUAUCGAGUGACGGGUCGACAGCGGUGCACAGCAAUGGCCCGUCAACUCUUGGCUUCAAGCGUACACUUGGAGUACCGUAUCUUAAGGGACAACCUCAACACUCUUGAGUGGGAG